AUGGCGGCCACGAACCAACGCCUCGAUCGCUGCCUCUCGCUGCGCACGCAUAGCAACGCGUUUACGGACAACCGCGUGCGCACGUCCAAGUAUACGCUCGCUUCGUUCGUUCCGCUGAACCUUCUCGAGCAAUUCCGACGCGUCGCCAACGUCUACUUUCUACUGAUCUCGCUCCUCCAGCUCUGCACGCCGUACUCGCCGACGAACCCAUUUGCAACGCUCGCGCCGUUCCUCCUCGUACUGCUCGUCACCAUGGUCAAGGAAGGCGUCGAAGACAAGGCUAGGCACGACGCCGACGCCCUUGUCAACACGAGUCCCACGCUGCGCCUCGGCGACGACGGGCAUUUCGCGCAAGUGCUUUGGCGCGACGUCGCGGUCGGUGACAUUCUCAAGGUGCGCGCCAACGAAGUGUUUCCGGCGGACCUGCUCCUUCUCGCAUCCAGCCACGACGACCGCGAGGCCUAUAUUGACACGAGCAACCUCGACGGCGAGUCGACGGCCAAAGUCCGGCUCGUUCCGCGCAUCCAUAUCAGCGCCUUCCACGACGUGCUGACGUAUGGCAACGCCGUCGCGGCCGACGUGCGCUGCCAGCCGCCGACGCCCGCCUUGUCUCGUUUCGACGGCGUCCUGCAGCUGCGCGCCAAGGACGAGGCCGAGGACGUGCCGUUUACGAGCCAUAACGUCUGCCUCCGCGCAACGCGCUUGGUCAACACAGCCCACGUUCUCGGCGCCGUCCUCGCUACCGGCAGCGACACUAAGCUCAUGCAGAACAAGGCCCGGUCGGUCCCGCGGAAACGGAGCCACCUCGACGUGGUCGCCAACAAGUGCGUGCUCGUCGUCUUUCUCCUGCUCUUGCUGCUCAACACGAUCAGCGCGAUCAAAGGGUACUUUUGGCAAGCGCAGGCGCUGCCACCGUACUUGCACGUGGACGGACCGCCGUCCGCAACGACCUUUCUGACGCUUUGGGUGACGUAUCUCAUUCUGUACAACAACCUGGUGCCGAUUUCGCUCUACAUUAGCCUUGAAAUCGCCAAGUGGUAUCAAGCCAAACACAUGGAACACGACGUCGCCAUGACGUGUCCACGCACGGGCCAAGGCCUGGUCGCACGCACGUCCAACCUCAACGAAGACCUCGGACGGGUCCAGUACCUUUUUACAGACAAGACGGGCACGCUGACAAAGAACGAGAUGGUGCUUCAGAAGCUCAGCAUCAGCGGUCAACUCGUCGACUGCCAUGGUGGGGGCAAGCGAUCGGGCGCCAUCGAUCCGAACCGGCUCGUCGAACUUGCCUUGCUGCAGCGUCACCAACAUGGCGCAUCGAUCCGCGAGUUCUUCCGCUGUCUGCUACUGUGCCACAGCGCGCGCAUCGGGAGCGACGGCGACGUGUCGGCCACGUCCCCUGACGAAGUCGCGCUUCUCGCGGCCGCCGCCGAUUUUGACUGCGCAUUUGAUGGCAUCUCGAACAAUCGCAUCCAGAUAGUGCUCUUUGGGCAGCAAGAAGCGUACACGCUCCUCGCGUGCAACGCUUUUGAUAGUCUGCGCAAGUGCAUGUCGGUGCUCGUCCAGCGCGAGUCGUCUGAUGAGUAUUGGCUCUACUGCAAGGGCGCCGACAACGCGCUCCUCCACCCGAGCAAUGCAACCCGGGCGCGCCAAGACGUCGAGACGCACAUUCGAUCGUUUGCUUGCCUCGGUUUACGGACCCUUGUGUUUGGCCGGCAGCAACUUGACGCAAAGGCAGCCAAGGCGUGGCUCGACGCCUAUGCUGCGGCCCAGGGGGCUCUCCAUGAUCGAGAGCAUACCUUGCACGUGCUCGCAACGACGAUCGAAGCGAGCGAGCGCAUGGAGAUCCUCGGCGGCUCGGGUGUCGAAGACAAACUCCAGGACGGCGUCCAUGUGGCCACGUCGCUGCUCACCAAAGCCGGCAUUCGCGUGUGGAUGCUCACCGGCGACAAGGAUGAGACCGCGGUUGCACUCGCCCAUGCCGCCGGCCUCCUCUCGACAAAGUCGCUCGUGCUGCCGCUCUGCGACGGCGCCGACCAAAUCGCCGUGCAUCGCAAACAGCUCAAGCGCGACGGGCUCUGGCACCCCGGCACCGUCAACCCAUCGCUGUCGGUGCUGCUCGGGGGCGCGUCCCUCGACCAGCUUCUCACGGUGCACUGCCUCCAGAAACCCCAGGGAGCCAACCAGAUCGCGCCUUUUUCUCCUACCGCCCACGCCUCCCAGUUGUUUGAGCUCUUGAGUCAGUGCCAGACUGUGGUCGCUUCCCGACUCUCGCCGAUCCAGAAGGCCAACCUCGUCCGUUUCGUCAAAGCCCACAGUCACGACGAGUGCAUCACGCUUGCGAUUGGCGACGGCGGCAACGACGUGUCCAUGAUCCAAGAGGCACAUGUUGGCGUCGGUAUCUUUGGCGUCGAAGGGUUACAGGCGGUGCGGUCGGCUGACUUUGGAUUGGCCCAAUUCCGGUUCCUUACGACGCUGCUGCUAUUGCAUGGUCGGUGGAACUGUCGCCGGGUCACGCUGCUCAUCUUGUUGACGUUCUACAAGAACACGCUGUUGGUCGCGACCUUUUUCCUCUACUCGUUUCUGACCGGGUUUUCGGGCCAAACGCCGUUCGACUCGUACUUGCUCGUGGGUUGGAACGUCCUCUACACGUGCCUCCCCUUGUUUGUGAUUGGCAUUUUCGACAAGGACCUUUCGGGGCCUACCUUGCUCUUGCACCCGCGGAUCUAUCUCGACGAACCGGAUGGGUCGCGCUUGAGCCUCAAGACACUCUUGCUUUGGAUGGUGUCGGCCGUCCUCGAAGCGUCGGCCAACGUCGUGUUGAUUUCGUGGUCGCUUGGGUACGGCGGCGCGAGCUUGGCGCUGCUCGGGACUGUCUUGUACGCUUCGUCGGUGCUCAUCGUGCUCUUGAAAGCCGCGGCGUGCAUGCAGCGGCUGCAGCGGUGGCGGCACUGGCACGUGCUCUCGCUGCUGCUGAGCGCCGCAUCUCUCGUCGUCUUCAUUGCUGUCUACGAAGAGCUGUACGCGGUUGUUGCGACAGCGAGUGCGUUGCGUGAUUUCUACCACCUCUUUUAUCGAGCGGAUACGGGCUUGCUGCUGCUCGCGCUCGUCCUUGCGCCGGCAGGUAGCCUCGUGCUGCAAGCCGCGUGGUACAGCUUUCAGCGACUCUAUUGGUACUCGAACCGCGAUCUUCACUCGGAAGUCGACGCUGGUCUGGGUGUUCGCGCGACGUCGCGGCCCCGCGCCACGGUCGGGUGCACGUCAGGUGAGAAAAACAAGUCGUCGUCUGCGUGCACCAAGCACCUCUCGACCGACUUCAAGGCGUGGGUCGACGCAUUUCGAUCGCCUGACAUGACGUCCGACUGCGACGUGUUGAUUGCACAGCUCCGAGGGUGCCGGCUCCAGACGCAGCAUGCUGAAGUCGAUGAAGACACGACGGCUACCGUCGAUCUCGAUGUGACACUCCAUCCGUUCUCGCUCGCGUUUCUUGGGAAGCGCAGCGCCGCGCUCGAGGCCGAGUACGCAUCGGCGUUCCGAUCCCGCGAGGUCGUGCGCAUUCGGCGGGUCGUCGCGCUCGCCGCGUUCCUCUUCCUCCUCAACGUCUUGGUGCAGUACUUUGUCGUCGGCGCGACGAGCUUGUACGUCGUCUCGCGCGUCUUGCUGCUCCUCUGUGCGCUCGCCUACACGCGGUUCGCAUCCUCGCGCUGGUUCCACGCCCACUACGAUCUCUGCGUGAUCCUCCCGAUGGCCGGCACCGGGCUCUUCAUCUCGGCGACCAUCGUCGACGAAGGCUACGUCUCGUCCACCUUGUUUCCGAUCGCGCUCUUCGCCGUGUUUCGCGUCCGGUUCACGUACGCGCUAUCGCUUGCGCUCGCCAAUUACCUCGUCUAUGUCUUGUUUGCGAUGUCGCUGCCGUCGACGUCGGCGGCGGGCCUUGGAUACUUUACUGGCUACAUUGGCCUCUUGAUGGCGUUCGCGGCCCACGGCAGCUGGCGCGUCCAGGUCGCGAUGCGCCACGAUUUCCUCCAGCAUCGGUCGCUCGCGCUCCAAGAAAAACGCGCGCGCGCGAUCCUCGAGCACAUGCUGCCACGUCAUAUUAUGGCCAAACUGCAAAGUGGCGACCCCAUCAUUUCCGAAGCCGACGACGACGUGACCAUCUUGUUUUGCGACGUUGUCGACUUUACGCAGCUCAUGCAACGCUACUCGCCGGCACAGGUCGUCUCGCUCCUCGACCAUCUCUAUUCGCUUUUUGACGAGCUCUGCGCCAAGUACGGCGUUCAAAAGAUGGAGACGGUCGGCAAGACGUACAUGGCCUGCGCGGGGCUCCAAGAAGCGUCGGCGUCGUUUCCAGUCUCGCCCGCGAUCCGGGCGGCGUGCAUGGCGCGCGACAUGCAGCGACUGCUCUCGACGUGCAAGACGACAUCUGGUCACAGCAUCAAGCUCCGCAUUGGCUUGCACUCGGGACGUGUCUUGAGUGGUCUUGUCGGGCGCAAGAAGCAGCAGUUUUCGCUCUUUGGGGAUACCGUCAACACGGCGUCGCGCAUGCAGAGCACCGGGACGCCCGGUCAAAUCCAGCUCUCGAGUGCCACGCAGCACAAGCUGCGCCACGACUUUGCGUUCUCGUCGCCGAGCCGCGUGCUUGUCAAAGGCAAGGGCGAGAUGGAAACCUUCCUCCUCGGACCAGCGACCAGCGACCGCGCACGGGCGUGGGCCGAGCGGCCGGGCUGCGUCGCGUCCCGCAGUCAUAAUGGGCUUCGGCGCCCCGAGCCCGUCGUCUCGAGCAUCGAGGCGGGAAUUUACGACGAAAUGGCUGCCGAAUUGCACCCGCUUUGGCUCUACUUUUACGAUCACGAGAUGGAGGCGACGUACGCGAAAGCCACCACCUCGAUGCGCGAAGAAGCCACGUCCCGCUGCCUCUAUGCGCUCGGCGUCUACCUCCUCUUUUCCAUCUUUCGUGACGCGUCGCAAGGCGCGCUCGUCGGUGUCGACGGUCGUCUCUGGCUCCUCGUCGCACCACGGAUGGUCGUGCUCGGUCUUCUUGCGGUGAGUUUGCUCUUUGUCCCGUUCAUGGCGCAGCACGGGCUCGUGCCGACGUCGUGCCUCUGCCUCCUCGCGCUCUCGACGCUCCACGUGGUUGAAAUCGCGCAGCGCCUUGCGACGGCGAAAGGCUUUGCGUGGCUCGCACUCGACGUCGUCUUUGUCAUGUUUGUCGUGAGCAGCGGCGGUGCGGUUCGAUAUGCCUCGUCGAUCGGCUUCAACGCGCUCGCCUGGGUCAGCAUGGUGCCCAUCACGAUUGCCAUGGGUCUCUUGUCCGAGAAUGGCUACGACGCCUUGAUCAACCCGGUCGUGCUCGUCUCGUUUACCGCGAUCGCCAACGUUGUGGUCUGUCGCGGCCUCGAUUUCUUCACACGGCGCAAAGUGUGGCUCGAGACGCAAACCAACAUUCAAACGCGGACCGCGGACCGGCUUUUGUACCAGCGGUUGCCCGAAGAAGUCGUCACGCGCAUGAAGCAAGGCGAGUUGGUCUGCGACGAGUACCGCCUCGUGGGCAUUCUCUACUCGGACAUCAAGGGCUUCACGACGCUCGCGGCGCGGACAGCCCCCGAAGACGUGAUUCAGCUGCUCGACUCACUCUUCGCGGCCUUUGAUGUGCUCACUGAGAAGCACGGCGUCUUCAAACUGCAGACGAUCGGCGACGCGUACGUCAUAGUCUCGGGCUUGCCGUUCAUCGACAUGAGCUUGACCGAGGAGAGUUUGCCGCCGAGCGCGCACUCGACGCCUCACCGGCGCAUGUCGGCGCGCAUGCAAGCCCACCGCGUCGCGCAGCAGCUUGCCUCGCUGCGCCGAAGCAAUGUCCACCUCAAGAAGCCGUGUCUGCACGUCCAUCAACACAUUCGCAACCUCUUGCACAUGGCGUUUGACAUGCACAAGGAGGUCGCCAAGAUUCGAGAUCCCGUGACGAACGAGCCGCUGCAAAUGCGCAUUGGGGUCCACCUCGGCAACCUCAUUGGCGGCGUGAUUGGCGACACCACGUUGCGCUACGACAUGUGGGGCCUCGAUGCGAUGCUGGCCAACACGCUCGAGAGCAACGGUGUUCCCGGUGGCGUCGUCGUCAGCGACGCCGUCAAGCGCGUCGUCGAUGAGGCCGGCGACGACUUUACGUGCGCCCACUACAAGACGCUCGACGGCGGCAUCGAUGUUUACACGGUCGCUUGCGAGGCGACGACCGAGGGCCGCGUGCGACGGCUGUCGUCGGCAAGUCCGAAGAAAGGCAUGCUCACGUCCGGCGUCGGGUCGCCGUCCAAGCUCCGGAAACGCUAG
Saprolegnia parasitica CBS 223.65 is the source of this 6321-nucleotide messenger RNA. RefSeq lists its product as hypothetical. Gene Ontology annotation, molecular function: ATPase-coupled intramembrane lipid carrier activity; magnesium ion binding; ATP binding. Gene Ontology annotation, biological process: cyclic nucleotide biosynthetic process; intracellular signal transduction; phospholipid translocation. Lineage: Eukaryota; Oomycota; Saprolegniomycetes; Saprolegniales; Saprolegniaceae. The record is from RefSeq and is a predicted model, not a curated record. The coding region runs from base 1 to 6321 and encodes 2106 amino acids. The transcript has 8 exons. Gene Ontology annotation, cellular component: plasma membrane.